CCAAUGGGUUUCACUUAGAGACCCAAAAUUCCUCUAGAACUGACCAUACGCGGACCCAAAUUUCGACACCGGAUAUCAAAUUACACCCUCAGCGGCGAGCUCCUCCGGUCAAAUCCUUACCGGCGAUAGCAGAUCACAGACUAGGUGCUUGUUCUUGCUACAAUGCCUUGCAAAUGAGUAGCUGAAGAAAGUCAGCUUUUUAUUGUGAUGUAAAUACGUGUAAUUCUUGGAAUAGAUGGAUUCUACAUCGAAGCACUCUCCCUUUUGCUUAAAAUGGCCAUGGGAUGUCCAUAACCAAAACCCUAAAACCCAUCUGCCUUUGUACCUUUGAAACACCCUGGUUAUUCAAACCAUUCAAGAAUAUUGGCUCUGGAGUGUUUAAUUUUCAUCCAAAAUAUAUCAAAACCCCAACCUUUAUCAUCCAAAUUCCAUUUCCAGUCGAAUGGUGGAGUUGGCCAAAACACUACCUUGAAGUUGAUGAAGAAGAAAUUGACUCCUGCAGACCAAGCGGAGGCCGAGCAGAGUGCGUUAGCAUCUGCCUUGGCCAGUGGAAAGGAGGGUACUGUAAUUGAAUUUUACUCCCCCAAGUGCCGGCUCUGCAAUUCUUUGGUUAAUUUCGUGAACGAGGUUGAGAACAGGAACACUGACUGGCUCAACAUUGUUAUGGUUGAUGCAGAGAAUGACCAAUGGUUGCCUGAGCUUAUAGCAUUCAUUCUAAGUGGAGCUUAAAAGCAUUACAAAGUCCUUUGCAGCUUCUAUU
Molecule: messenger RNA, 760 nt
Organism: Nicotiana attenuata
Lineage: Eukaryota; Viridiplantae; Streptophyta; Magnoliopsida; Solanales; Solanaceae
Product: thiol:disulfide interchange protein TxlA homolog
Exons: 3
Coding region: 478-729 (83 amino acids)
Biological process (GO): cell redox homeostasis
Source: RefSeq, a predicted model, not a curated record